UGUAAACUGAUGCCAGAAACAAGAUUGUGUUGCUCAAAGGAGGUUUAAGGCAAUAAGUGAUAGAAUUAUAACCGCUCGUUUACACAAAACGCUCUGAAGAUCAUGUGCACUAGCUCAACACUAACGUGAAUUUGUCGGUUGAGACGGAGCGCUUCUAACAAGAGGAAAGAUUUUGAAGUUUCUUGGAACACACGACACUCGGAUUAUUAAAAGCGCUUUUUCCCCCCUGCAAAGACUUUUGAGUGGACGAAUAAAGACAGACAACCUCUCUCUUUUUAAUACUGCGCAAAAACGUUGAGAGUGCUUUUACAACGUUUUGACUUCUUUCCAGUAUUCAAACUCCAUACAAAUAACGGCAGGCGAUGGUGAACAGCCGUGUGGAAUCUACCGCCGUUGCAGUAACGGGAGGUAGUGGAGGAGCAGUGCGCUCCUGUGCGGGCUGCAGAGGUCGGAUCUUGGAUCGCUUCCUGCUCUUCUCAAUGGAUCGAUACUGGCACACGCACUGCCUCAAGUGCUCCUGCUGCCAGGCCCAGCUGGGAGAGAUUGGCAGCACCUGCUUCAGCAAAGGAGGCAUGAUCCUCUGCAGGAACGAUUACAUCAGAUUGUUUGGUCACAGUGGUGCUUGCAGUGCAUGUGGACAGUCGAUUCCUGCCAGUGAGAUGGUGAUGAGGGCCCAGGGUAAUGUCUACCAUCUAAAGUGUUUCACUUGUGCCACAUGUCGAAAUCGCUUGGUGCCUGGCGACCGAUUUCACUACGUUAAUGGCAACAUCUUCUGUGAGCAUGACCGACCAGGUGGAGGUUUGCUCAGUAGUCACCUGACCCCCCUGCAGAGCAAUACCCUCCUACCUGACCAAAAGGUUUGCUGAGGAAACAUGGAAUUAUAAUUUGCAGUGUGCCUUCUAUUCAUCUUUCUCCUUUUAUUGACCCCUGCCUCUCACCUUCCCUCUGUUCUCUCAUUGUGAAUGUCCACCCACACCCAAGAUCUUCCACUCCACUAUGUGCAUCAAGCCACCUUCGAAGAAUACAGAGCUACGCAAGUACAAUGAGUCUUUUGCGAGACAAUCACCCCUAAUGAGGGAAACAUAAUCAAGUUGACAAAAGACACAGAGGAGGAAAAUUACCAUAUGCACUCAUUUGUGGCCUUUCUGGGACUGCCUGACCCUGAAAGCCUUAGACUCCAUAAAUGAGCUGUUCUCUAUAGCUGGGGUGAUACUCAUUGUUUUUUCCCCUUUGAGAAGUUUCUCAAGAAUGUUAUGGAUGUUACCUAACACUAUAAACUAUGAAGGUCUAUGGAUGUAUUUGUAUGUUAGGAUGAUGAUAAAUAUCUCUUCUGCUCACAAAAAGAAGUCCAUAGUUUAAGUGACUGUUAAAACACUCCUUCAUUGAGCAUAUGAUUGUUCAAAUUUUGUUCAAGUGGCGGUUGCCAUUUAUUUACAGGACCUUUUCACUUUAAGUGCAAGUUUUCUCUUUUUUUUUUAAAGUUCUAGUGGCUUUGGUGCCUAAAAACAUUCUAUGUUGAGUUAUCCCUCCUUUGUCAGUUACUUCCUAUUAGCAAGUAAUAUACACAUGCACCGUACAGAUAUGUGAACAUGUAUUGUUUUGUCUGCUCAAGUUUGACUUAUGAAGCGCUCUUAUUGAAAGAGCCAUAGUCUUUAGAGGAAACGGCAUGUUUUUUAUUAUUUAUUUUUAUGAUUUGGUUGAUUAAAUAAUAUGUCUGUAUGCAUAUCCUCUAGAGACUGGUAUUCAGUGUCUGCCAAGACUUUUGCUUAAAAGCUGGGAGAGUGGGGGAGGAGGAGAGUAAAAUUGUAAAUAUUUCUUUUAUGUGCUGUUGUAUCGUGUUAAAUGGUGGCUCUGUUUCCUUGCACCCUCUGUUUAAAUGGAGGAACAUUCAAAAUGUUAUAAGAUAUCUGUAAAGGAUUAAAGUACUUAAUUAAAUAACUAUAAACAUCACAGAUACAGUGUUAAAGGUUUUGACUUGGCAUGUUUGUCUGUUGGACACUGGAAAGCGAGGCAGCUCACAAAUAAUUAAUGGUCAAAGGGUGGUUCAUUACCCCCCAUAUUUCAACACAAACUCUUGCAUCUGCAUCAUUAAAGAGAGUACUGUAAGGCAUUUGGACUGACA
This is a messenger RNA of Myxocyprinus asiaticus (Chinese sucker), 2122 nucleotides long. RefSeq names its product LIM domain transcription factor LMO4.1-like. The coding region runs from base 363 to 866 and encodes 167 amino acids. Lineage: Eukaryota; Metazoa; Chordata; Actinopteri; Cypriniformes; Catostomidae. The record is from RefSeq and is a predicted model, not a curated record. The transcript is spliced from 5 exons.